Cooperia oncophora is the source of this 549-nucleotide messenger RNA. NCBI's taxonomy places the organism in Eukaryota, Metazoa, Nematoda, Chromadorea, Rhabditida, Trichostrongylidae. The record is from the annotation of a GenBank genome assembly.
AUGCAUAACUCGAAAACGGCAAAAGAACCUCUCAAGAGGUCAGUUCAUACACAAAAUUGCACUGCUCCUGAAGAUAAACUAGGCAGCUCAUCCGAGGAAGAAGAAGAAACUUCCACACUCUACACAACGAACGAUGAGGUAGUAGAGCACAGCACAAGCGCGCUCUUACUUACAGGCCUAGCGACAGUGCGAAACGAAAAAACAAACGAGGUGCGCGAAAUCGAAUGCCUCCUCGACACAGGAGCCGAUAAGUCUUUCAUAGAUCAGCAACUAGCCGAUGAACUCCAACUCCCUACAUUGGGUAAAAUAGAUCUAUCAGUCUAUACAUUCGGAUCGAAAACACCAAAGCGCCAAAUGUAUGAGACUACUAAACUGCGAAUUUGGGAUUUGCAAGGCAACCCUCAUGAACUCUCCCUGUGUAAAACAAAAGUAAUAACGGGGAAGAGAAAACGAGUCUGUCUUACUGAGCAAGAUGCUCACUAUCUACGAGAGAAGAAAAUUCUCCUUUCAAAACAAAGUGUGGCACUGUCAGUCCUAAAGUCCUCAUAG